This is a messenger RNA of Stylonychia lemnae, 3951 nucleotides long. Lineage: Eukaryota; Ciliophora; Spirotrichea; Sporadotrichida; Oxytrichidae. The record is from the annotation of a GenBank genome assembly.
AUGUUUGAUGAUCUUGAUGACUUGCUGGAUGACAUUCCAGUAAAUAAAUCUAAGGCACCUUUUAAAAAUACACCAGUAGCCUCGAAAGCAUCGUCGAGUUUGUUAAACAAAGCUAAAACAGCAAAUGAUGAUGACUUUGGUUGGGGUGAUAAAGCAGUUAAUAGUCAGCUUAGUUUCGGUUAAUCUAAGAGGAUUCCAUCAGCCAUUCAACCAUAAAAUACUAAGUCAAGUAUCAUACCUCCAACUCUAAAUAAAAAUAUUGAGUCCGCUACCACAUUUGGCAAAAAAUCAAAGAAAGACCUCGAUGAUGAUGAUGACCUAUGGGGACUUGAGGAAUGGAAUGAAAAAGAUUAAUCAAAAAUUCAGGCAAUUGGGGGAACGGGACUUUAAAAAAUGACAGGGUCCUUUACUGCAAAAGAAUAAGGUAGAGAUGAUGGUCGUAGUAGUAUGGGAUCUAAUUAUGCAGGCUUUGGCAUACUUGGAAGAGCCAAACCUACAACUUCAAGCGGCAAAAAAAAGGAUGAUGACAUCGACAAUAUUUUAGAUGACUUUGAAGAGAAAAAGGGACUUGGAGCAAAGUAGACAUCUUAGCAAAAAGAAAGUGAUUUCGGUUUCGGAGGAGGGUCAACAAAUAAAAAACAGGAUGCCUAUGGUAAUAGCAAAUAGAAAUUCAAAUCUUCAACAGAUCCCUGGGGAAGAGACAACUUUGAUGAGUUUGAAGAUCUUGAGGACAAACCAAAAGCAAAAGCGAAUGUAAAUAACUCAAUAAAUGAUAAGAAAGCAGCUUUAUUUGGUUUAGGUGGAUCAUCAACUCCUAAUCAGCAAGUAGACAAUUCUCACAACAACAGACCAAAUAGAUUUGACAACAAAAACACAAUUUAAGAACUGUAAGUGAGCAAACAGUAAACUAGCAAGAGCUAAAAUAGAUUUGCAGGACUCACUGGGGGUGAUGACAUAGACAAUAAUUCUGGAUAUGGAAGCCAAGAUCCAAAUAACUUUGGAGGUUAUGGUGUCUUUGGAGGUGGUGCUUAAUCCAAUGCCUCUGGAAAUCAAGAGUCUUAAAUUGAUGUUAUAGAGACUCCUUUUUCUCGAUCUAAAACAGUCAAAAAAAUGGCAGGAGGAAGUUAACCUCCUCCAAAUAGAGCACAAAAUAAUUCUAUGUAGAGACCUGGCACUGGAGAUUUCAAUAAUAUGGGCUAGUAAAAUCCAAUGGGUCAAAUUAACUUAGAUAGAGUCUAAACAUCACCAGUUGGCAUGUAACCUUUAUUCGGUGGGUAUUAGAACUAAGCAAUCCAACAAUAGAAUACAUUUUAAAGACCAAACACAGGAGGGAAUCUAUUUGGCAAGCCCCCAAAGCAUUAGCCAUAAUAAUAGCAUGAUCCAUUUAUCGGAGGAGGAGGUCUAGGCUCAGGCCACGGAGAUGAUAAUAUCUUGAAUCUGCUAUAAGAGUCAAAGGAUGGAGUGAGUAAUAAAUCAGCGCAUUCAAUGGCAGGCACUCAACAUGCCAAACCAAUGGGAUCAAUAGAUAAUGAUGAAGAUGAAGACUAGUCAUUCAUUGAAGAUCAUGAUGAAGAUAGAGGAGACGACGAUGAUGAGGAUAGUGAUGAUACAGGUGGCUAUGUACCAACCAUGUUUGCAAAGUCAGGGAUAAGUGCAUAGAAGUCUUCAGGCAAAAAGUCUAAAAGCAAAAAGAAGCAAGGUAUAGUGAAUAAACAAAACCUGAACAGCAGUGGAAUUGGUAAUUAAAGCAUUAGGACAGGUGGAGGACUAUAAUCAAUUCAAGGAAACAUUUUAAAUAAUUCUGAUGGAAGAGCCCAGACCAUUUCAUCUGAAAUAGGCUAGGAUCAGUAUAAAAAUAAUGAUUACAAUAACAACACUCCUUAUAUGGGUGGAGCAGGCUAGAGCAAGAACUAAUCCACAAGGAAAAUAAACUAGAAUUUCAAUGAUAGCAAUUAGAACCAGUCUUAAUAGCUGUAGAACUCUCAGUAACUAUAGAAAAAUCAGUAGGUCUAACAAUAGCAACCACUAGAUGAAUUUAGCUUAGUAAAGAGGUAGAUAGAAGAUGAAAGGUAAAAGUAGAAGGCUCAGGAAUAAAGAAACAGAAGAGAUGUUGAUGAUACUAGAGAGGAACACAAAAAGAACAUGAAGCAUUUAGAGGAGAAGCACCAAAUGAAGCUACAGCUGUUUAAUGAGGAGAAGCGUAAACUCAUCGAAGAGAUGAAUAAGACCAUUGAGUUAGAGAAGGAGAAAAUAGGCAAUCUACAUAAAAUAGAUGUUGAUAAUAGAGAAGUUCAGUAUAAAAGAAAUCUUGAGAGUUAGAAAAAGGUCUAUGAUUCAUAGCAUGACACUUUGAGAAAGUAAUUGGAACAGCAAGUGCAGUUAAAUACCUUCGCGCAGGAAAUAUAAAAAUCAUCUGGAAAUAUAAGUACAUUGGUGUCUAGACUCUCUUAGGAGAGAGAAAGUGAGUUGAAAAGGAGAGAAGAUGAUUUAGUCAAGAGAGAUCUAGAGCUUAUGGACAAGAAAAAGAAACUUGCUGAGAGAAAAGCAUAAGUUGAACUAAGAAAAAAGAAAUUAGCUCUAGAGAUGGAAGAUAUUAAUCAAAGAUAGCAAGAGCAGAAGUUGAUAUUUGAAAAUGAAAAGAAUGACAUAAAUAACGACCUAGAUAAAAUCGAUGCUGAACACCAGCAGUAAGUCAGAGAGUCUAGAAAUCAUUCAAUUGAUAUGGAGGUGGAAAUAAGGAGAACAAAAGCCGACAGAGAGAGACUUACAGUUUUGAUCUCCUAAGAAGAAAAGCAAUCAAUUGAAAGAGCUGAUGAGUUGAAUCAACUUAAAAAGUCUCUUUAAAAUUAAAGAGAGCAGAUGUAAACUGAGAUGCAGUAGUAAGAACGUGACAUGAAGCAAAAAAUAAGAGAGGCUAAGCAAUAGUAGCAAGAUGUCAGUGAAGAGGAGAGAGAGUUUUAAAUGAGAGAGUAAGAAUUUGAACAAGAAAAUAAGCAGGUCGUGAUGGAUAACGAGAAGUUGCAUGAGCAGUUAGACAAGUACUGUAUUGAAAAGUCGCAUUUUGACAGAGAGGCCAUGAAGAUCAAGGAACAAGCAGAAAGAGAUCACUUUGACUCGGAAAAGAUCGGGUUCUUCAAAGCCAAUAAAGAUAGAUUGCUCGAUGAGCUGAGAAAACUGAGAGAAGACCUAGAGAUGGAGAGGGAAAGCAUCAAGGAAGAUAGAGUUAAACUUGAAAUGUAUAAAAAUGACAUCAAAACUAGACAAAAAACAAUUGAAACCAUGAGAUUUGAAUUCAUCAAGACUUCAUAAGAUAAUGGAAGUUAAUUCAUUGAUAGCGCCAAAGACAUAGGCUAUUACAAAAUUUAAAGAUACUCAGGAGGACCCGCUUUCUAUCCGAUUAACCCACCAAAUGCUUAUGAGGCAAGAAAAGAGAAUCUUUCUCCGAAUUCAAGGUAUGAGCAAGCAAAGACUAUUGUUUAAAAGGCGUAGGUAUAGUAAAAUCUUCAAGAUAAUGCUCCCAGAUUCAACUAUGAAGAUUACAUGAAAAAACUCAAGGAGAAACUCAAUCUUGAUGGUAGAAAGGCUGUUAGCAAUGUAGGAACUACUGAUUUUUAGAUGUAUAUAAUGAGAGAAAGAGAAGCGUAUAUGAAGAGUCUAAAUGAAUUUGAUUAAGAUUAGCCAUUGAUUCAAUCACUUUCUUAAUUCAGAAGAUCUCAUGCAGUUCAUGAUAACAAUGGAGGCUUAGAUAAUCAUGAGGCAUCAUUUAACCUAGGAAGUUUACAGAAUAGUCUAAAUGAUAAGAGGAAAUGGGCUAAUGCUGGAUCUGGUCAUGGAAUGCUCAAUUCUUAAAUUGGUAAAUCUUCUGCUAAUAGCUUGCAUUUUAUUAGCAAAAACUUUUCAAACUCCCCAGUAGAAGAGGUAGGUAGAGAUCAAGGUAAGAUAGAGUUAUGA